UCUCUACGUCAAAGGUGGCUCAGUGUGUUUCUGUUUCAGCACGGAAUCAUCCCAUAAUCCUCUCUCCCUCAUUCUCUCUCUCUCUCUAUCUGUGCUGCUCUAUUUACUCACAAACACUCACAUACACAUUACCACAGAGAGCUUCUCGAGUCCAGACCUUCUCUCUUCCAUCUCAGCCUCAGCUCCAUACACAGCAUCCAGGAUGGAUGUACUAAUGAAGGGAUUUUCCAUGGCCAAAGAGGGAGUGGUGGCUGCCGCAGAAAAGACCAAAGCUGGCGUUGAAGAGGCGGCUCUCAAGACCAAAGAAGGUGUCUUGUAUGUAGGUAAUAAGACAAAGGAGGGAGUUGUAUCAGGUGUAAGCACAGUGACAAACAGGACUACAGGGCAGGCGAACAUAGUUGGAGACGCAGCAGUGGCAGGUGCUAAUGAUUUGGGACAGAAGACUGUGGAAGGAGUGGAGAACGUGGCUGCAUCAACCGGCUUGGUGAAUCCAGAUGAACCUGUAUAUGAGGCGGACUUCUCCCAGGGUGGAAUGGAGGGUGGAGAUGGUGGCCAGGGUUAUUAAACCUGAAGUCAGAAACAACACCCGUUCUCUUCCUCUGCCCCGUCAGUUUCCUCACGCCUGUCCUCUCAUCCCAGCAACACUUCACACACAUCUCCCAGGGUUGUUUUUUUUUUUUUUUUGUGACAAUAUGGAAAACCAAAACCGAACACAUCUUUCCCGAGCUCCUGUUUGCUCCGUGUAAUGCUCUCGUUCCCUCAAAGCUCCAGUGUUGGUGUCGUCAUGCUGUUUUCCUGGUAUUGUCACCCCUCGACUCUGUUACGAAUUUCAUACACGAGCAAUGUCACGUUAAACGGCAAAUACGACGAGGAGCUCAUGCUUGGCUAUGUGUAGUUGUGCGAAAACUAUUGUGGUGCGUUUUGACUCCCGAAAUGUGAUUUAACCUUCAUCUAGGCAGUCUAAUUCAACAAACAACACAAUUUAUAGUACCAUAUCUUUCUUAUGAGCAGUUUAAACAAGUAAGAUCAGUGAUGUGAACCUGUAGAAUUACGAUGUGAGUGAAGGAUGGUUGAUGUGUUGCAAGGCAUUUUCAAGACAUCCAUUAGAGCAUGUAAUAAUCAAUGUUGCGUCCUUGUAAUUGAUGAAUGUCAUAUUUGGAGUUGUUUUGAUGCUGUAUGAGGUGUGUACACUCAGAUACAUUACAUUCCUUAGCUCAGACUGAGUGACAGAAUCGAUGUGUGCUUGAUCACAAAUAGUAGAUUUAUUAUAUAGAGAAUUCUGUAAAGAAAUAAAUGGAUAUUUAUCCACAUUUCAAUACUAUGCUAUUUUGAUUAGAAUUUAUGUAGCACUGGCAGAGUUGCGUCUAUUCUUUUUGCUUGUCUUUGUACAUUUGUGAAAAGGCCAAAAUUCAAGAAGCAAAUAUUGUCAUGUAUUAAAAAGAAGGAGUGUUUGGGGGAAAAAAUGAUACAAGCUGGAGAGAAUAUAUAUAUAUAUAUAUAUAUAUAUAUAUAUAUAUAUAUAUAUAUAUAUAUAUAUAUAUAUAUAUAUAUAUAUAUAUAAACAACAUUUCAUUCUGUUUGUUUUUAUUUUCCUGCAGCGCAUGUUGUGAAUUCGGUGUGCCAGCAUAGCAGAGAUUUCUAACGCCUGUGACGUGAAGCAAUAGUUUCUCCCACUGCAGAGUUUGUCCCUGGUUUGUUCUGUAGCAGUCUGCAGUGAUGAUGUUUUAGCACUGUGUUUUAUUAACUGAAUGCCGAGAUGUGUCGAUAAAAUGAUGAUCCAUCGCUGUUUACACCCUCUCCAGCUCAAAACCCCUUAGACAUUGUGUCUCAGCUCAGUCUAUGUACGCUUAUGUUGGCUUUUAGCAGGGAAAAUGUGUCGAGUGUGUAUUUUUUGUUCGAAGCCAUUGGAACGUGAAGACUGCAUGUUGCCUUAUCAGCACUCUAAUCAUCACACAUGUGCAAACAAAUUCUGAUGUUUUUUCCUCAUGCUCAUUUCCUAAGAUACACAAAUUCACAUAUAGACACGCAUGUACACAUACACACACACACACACACACAAAUACAAACAGCCAGACACACAUAUACACAUACACAUACACACACACACACACACAUGCUCUCUCUCUCUCUCUCUCUCUCAUUCCCAAUUAAGUUGGCAUUGAAGCAGAAAAGCUGAUUUUAUAGAGAGUAUAAAUGAAAUUAAAAACUGAAAUAAAGUUUUGUUGAAAUCUA
Hemibagrus wyckioides is the source of this 2232-nucleotide messenger RNA. RefSeq names its product synuclein, gamma b (breast cancer-specific protein 1) (gene sncgb). NCBI's taxonomy places the organism in Eukaryota, Metazoa, Chordata, Actinopteri, Siluriformes, Bagridae. The coding region runs from base 203 to 565 and encodes 120 amino acids. Gene Ontology annotation, biological process: chemical synaptic transmission; synapse organization; synaptic vesicle endocytosis. Gene Ontology annotation, cellular component: neuronal cell body; axon terminus; cytoplasm. Gene Ontology annotation, molecular function: cuprous ion binding. The record is from RefSeq and is a predicted model, not a curated record. The transcript has 6 exons.